CUGGCUGAAGAUGUAGAAUAUGACAGUGAGCGCUGCACAGAGAAUGGUGUAGAGGAGAAGAGCAGUGAAGCGGUAGAUGAGACCGGAGUAGUAGACACGUUGGUCGGGCUGAAGGGCGGGAAGAAGUCGGCGUUUGGCGAAGAUUUGCCACAGCGCUCGAGCGACCAUUACUGA
Molecule: messenger RNA, 174 nt
Organism: Rodentolepis nana
Lineage: Eukaryota; Metazoa; Platyhelminthes; Cestoda; Cyclophyllidea; Hymenolepididae
Source: the annotation of a GenBank genome assembly